Entelurus aequoreus (snake pipefish) is the source of this 1937-nucleotide messenger RNA. RefSeq names its product ubiquitin-conjugating enzyme E2Ka (UBC1 homolog, yeast) (gene ube2ka). Gene Ontology annotation, molecular function: protein binding; ubiquitin conjugating enzyme activity. The coding region runs from base 319 to 921 and encodes 200 amino acids. The transcript has 7 exons. Gene Ontology annotation, biological process: protein polyubiquitination; proteasome-mediated ubiquitin-dependent protein catabolic process. NCBI's taxonomy places the organism in Eukaryota, Metazoa, Chordata, Actinopteri, Syngnathiformes, Syngnathidae. Gene Ontology annotation, cellular component: nucleus. The record is from RefSeq and is a predicted model, not a curated record.
GGAGGAUGCCAGUGCGGGUCACAUGGCUCCUUCUCAGCCACACUUCAUGCAGUUUGCCAUUAAAAAAAUGUUGUCGUUGCCUCCAGCCUUCCUUACUCUCCCACGUCCGAUGAGAGCACGCGUGUAGACGCCUUGUGAGGCCACACGUAUACGCGGAACCACCGGCGGUCUCCAGGCGAAACAACGAAGCGGCGCUUUUUUUGUUUUUGUUCCCCUAGAAGCGGCUCCUGUGUGGGGGCACGACAAGCCAGCUAACGUCCGCCAGGCCGGGACAGAGGAGGCCCCAAACCGCGCAGGAACACGGGGGGGGGAAACAUCAUGGCGAACAUCGCGGUUCAAAGGAUAAAACGGGAAUUCAAGGAGGUGCUGAAAAGCGAAGAGACGAGCAAAAACCAGAUUAAGGUGGAUCUGGUAGACGAGAACUUCACAGAACUUAAAGGGGAGAUAGCAGGGCCACCUGAUACACCAUAUGAAGGCGGUAGAUAUCAACUAGAAAUAAAAAUUCCAGAGACAUAUCCUUUCAAUCCACCCAAGGUGCGGUUUAUCACAAAGAUCUGGCAUCCCAACAUAAGUUCGGUCACUGGUGCAAUAUGUUUGGACAUUCUCAAAGACCAAUGGGCGGCGGCUAUGACGCUGAGGACAGUCCUCUUGUCACUACAAGCUUUAUUGGCAGCUGCAGAACCAGAUGAUCCACAAGACGCUGUGGUAGCCAAUCAGUACAAGCAGAACCCAGAGAUGUUCAAGCAGACAGCAAGGCUUUGGUCUCACGUCUACGCUGGCGCUCCCGUCUCUAGUCCGGAGUACACACGCAAAAUAGACAAACUCUGUGCCAUGGGCUUUGAAAAAAAUGCAGUAAUAGUGGCCUUGUCGUCAAAAUCCUGGGACGUGGAGACUGCAACAGAGCUACUGCUCAGUAACUGAAUCUUGACGACAAAUUUUACAUCCCCCUCAUUUUUCCCCUCCUCACUCGCUCUCAUACAGCCUCCUCCAUCUUCCCCGCCGUCUCUUGGCGUCUCCCCGCUCCGCACCUUCUGUUUCACAGUGGACUCCGCCUCUGCAAUCCCCCUCUCCCUGUUCAUCGCCGCUGCCGUACCACACUCCAAUCAGUUGCUCGGUGAGUGAGCAUGACUGGUCCCCCUCCAAGGUCAUUCAACAUUCCGGUCAGUGUUACAAUCAGAAGUCUGACCACUUUAAAAAGCCCGCCUGUGAUGCCACGUCUCUUACUGCGUACGUAAGCAGCUUACCCUCACCUAUGCAGUGCAUUCACUUUUUGGUUUUGAAUAUUUUUUUAUAUUUUUUUGCGGGACACAGUGAAGCAGAAUGUUUUGGACCAGCCCCUAAUUUGGGUCUGUUUCCACGCACUGAGAUGAAAGGCAGAGUCCAAGGCAAAUCUAAUUAUCUGUUCUCCCCCCAAUAAGACUACCCAUAUAAUUAUCACAUGGAACUAAUGCAAUUAAAGAGUGUAGAUCAGUGUAAAUAAAAUUCCCAAAUUAGAUUUUGUCAUUUAAAUUGAGAAGGCUGGGCAUAUGGAAGUAAUUCCGACACAGACAAGGAUUAUUCCAUCAUUGUCAUCCUGUUCUUUUAAGACCCGUUCAGCCACGUUCGUCGUCACACCACAUUACAUACACAAUGUAAUUACUGUCUGACAUCCCUUCCCACCUGUUCAUUACAUCAAUAAAACUCACCUGUUUCUUCUCACCACAUUUUUUUUUAAAAAGAAAAGAAAAACCUUUUAUUUGGUUUUGGCCGCCUGCAGGAAUAUGUUUGGAUUCUUGUUUUUAGAACUGAAAAAAAACAACAACAAAGAAAAACACGUUAAAUGCAACCUCCAAAGUAAAAACACAAAAAAGAGUAAAAAGUAUUGCAUCACCUUGACAAUGCCAACAGAUAAAUAUGUCAAAAGAUUCAUCUGUAAAUAAAGAUAAAGUCUGUGUAAA